Colletotrichum phormii is the source of this 729-nucleotide messenger RNA. RefSeq lists its product as uncharacterized. Bases 1 to 729 code for a protein of 242 amino acids. Gene Ontology annotation, molecular function: 3-beta-hydroxy-Delta5-steroid dehydrogenase (NAD+) activity. The transcript is spliced from 2 exons. Gene Ontology annotation, biological process: steroid biosynthetic process. NCBI's taxonomy places the organism in Eukaryota, Fungi, Ascomycota, Sordariomycetes, Glomerellales, Glomerellaceae. The record is from RefSeq and is a predicted model, not a curated record.
AUGUCUAGCCCUCAAACCGCGAUUCCAAGUGGUUCCUGGGUCCUCGUCACUGGGGCUACCGGCCACAUAGCAGCACACACGACAAAACAAUUUCUUGAACGCGGUUUCAAGGUCCGUGGAACGGUUCGAGAUCUAGAAAGGGCUAGAUGGCUCACUCAGCGCGUUUUCGCUGUCUUUGCUGAGCGCGGCGAUCUCGAACUCGUACACGUUCCCGAUCUUGGUGCCAAACACGCCUUUGACGAAGCGAUCAAAGGGGUCUCGGCAAUCGCUCAUAUCGCCUCGAUUCUUUCCUUCUCCGAUGAUCCUGAAGAAGUCAUUCCUCCCGUCGUCGAUAGCAUCGUUUCGAUCCUCAAGGCCGCGGCCUGCGAGCCGUCUGUCCAGUCGAUCGUCUACACCAGCUCUAUUGCCGCCGCAGUUGAUCUCAGUCCAGGGAAGACUACCCACGCGGGGCCAGACGCCUGGAACGACGAGGCAGUCGAAAUUGCGUGGGCACCGCCUCCGCAUGCCCCUGAUCACUGGCACAUGGUCUAUCAAGCCAGCAAAGUCGAGGCUGAGAAGGCAAUGUGGGCCUUUGUCAAGAAGAACAACCCUCACUAUGCCGUCAAUGUCGUCAGUCCGGCAACUGUCUCUAACGGCUAUGACUAUCCGUAUCUCUGGAACCUUCGCUAUCGCUUUCGGGACACCCUCUCACUACUAUCCCAUCGACUGCGAGAUGACGUCGGUACAUAA